AUGCUGUACAAGCUGGCGCAGGAGGGCUUCAGGCCGGCCAAGUACUUCAGCAUCGACCGCGUAUUCCGUAACGAGGCGGUGGACAGGACGCACCUGGCAGAGUUCCACCAGGUGGAAGGCCUGGUGUGCGACCGGGGGCUGACGCUGGGUGACCUCAUCGGCACGCUGCGCGAGUUCUUCAGCAGGCUGGGCCUCACCAAGCUGCGCUUCAAGCCGGCGUUCAACCCCUACACGGAGCCCAGCAUGGAGAUAUUCAGCUACUCGGAGCAGCUGGGCAAGUGGAUCGAGGUGGGCAACAGCGGCAUGUUCCGCCCCGAGAUGCUGGAGCCCAUGGGGCUGCCGCCAGACGUGAGAGUCAUCGCGUGGGGCCUCAGCCUGGAGCGGCCCACCAUGAUCCUCUACGGCAUCGACAACAUCAGGGACCUCUUCGGCCACAAGGUGAGCCUCAAUGUGGUGCGAACCAACCCCAUCUGCCGGCUAGGCUGGUAA
This is a messenger RNA of Monoraphidium neglectum, 489 nucleotides long. Its product is annotated as phenylalanyl-tRNA synthetase alphachain. The coding region runs from base 1 to 489 and encodes 162 amino acids. The transcript is spliced from 5 exons. Gene Ontology annotation, molecular function: tRNA binding; ATP binding; phenylalanine-tRNA ligase activity. Gene Ontology annotation, biological process: phenylalanyl-tRNA aminoacylation. The record is from RefSeq and is a predicted model, not a curated record. Gene Ontology annotation, cellular component: phenylalanine-tRNA ligase complex; cytoplasm; cytosol. Lineage: Eukaryota; Viridiplantae; Chlorophyta; Chlorophyceae; Sphaeropleales; Selenastraceae.